UAUAUCAGUAAUUUCGAACAUUUAUUGUGGUAACAAUUGUUGUGUCUUGUAGUACAAGUAGAUAGAGUGGAUCUCAGCUUAUCGAGCAGCCGGAUUCCGGACCUUGUCGAAGGACAUAUCUCAGGGAAGGAUUUGGACAUGGAAGCUCAGGAACGAACGGUUUUCCGGUGUACCGUUUGCGAUUGGUACUACCUGAGUGAGGAAGGAUUGUGGAACCAUGUACAGCUUCACGACAUUCCCGACGAAAAGAGGAAAAGCCACUUCGAGGAAUUGAUAACUUCCAGUGUGCUGUAUGAAUGCGAACAAUGCAAUGAUCAACGGCUUUAUGAGGAAGAUGGCUACAAUCAGCACAUUAUCGAAUAUCAUGAUGAGCCGCCAACUGAGCAAGUGUCCAUCAAAUGUGAAUGUACGGAUUGCGGGGACAUUUUUGCCAAUCACGAUCUGCUAUUACAACACGUCGAAGAAGCCCACCGGAUCAUUGCUUGUAGAAUAUGUGCUGCGACUUUCAAUGAUGAUAUAGAACUGGAUAAUCAUAAGAGCACCCAUCAUUUGGAGAAGAGUUAUUCCUGCCCAUACUGCUUGGAGACGACACCCGAUGUAAAUACAUACAAAAAUCAUGCAGAUUUCUGUUCAAAGCAACAAUACUCGUGUGAAAUAUGUAAUAUCGAAUUUGCGAGCUUAAUAUUCCUGGAAAAACACAACAGCCAAGUCCACCCCGAGUAUAUUAGCCAGCCUGAAGAUGUUGUGGAAGAUAGCAAUAAUGGUGAAAUUAUUAUCGAUAAUAUUGUACCAGCCAAUGAUGAAAUCAAAAUGGAAAUUUCUGUGGAGGAACCAACGUUACAACCGGUGUCUCAUGAUCAGGCUCACGAUGAUAUGCUUUUAGUUGUUUCCGAUGCUCAUGAGGAUAAUGGUGAACCUCAUGUAACGGUUGAUAAAAAAGAAUAUCGUCGUUAUAAUGUGGGAAAUAGAACCGUCUUUGAGUGUCUGAUCUGUAAUGCAACGUUCGAUAAGAUUAAUGCCUACCGGUGGCAUAAGAUUAAAACCCACAUCGGAAAGACACUUAUUUGUCCACAUUGCGGAAAGUCACUGUGGAAGCUAAAUGAUUUCCAGAAUCACGUAGCCAAGUGUGCCAUCAAAAAGUUUCCCUGUGAGUUCUGCAGUCGUAGGUUUCCUACAAAAGAGGCUGUGGAAGUUCAUAUAAAAGAACGCCACAAGUUACAAGUACAGCAAAUGAUUGGAUUGCCCAUGGUCACGAUGCCCAAUGUAGACUGCAAAUGUGAAUGUACAGUUUGUGGUGAUAUUUCUGAGAAUAGGGAGCUGCAUUUCGGACACAUGAAAGCUAACCAUGGCCAUAAAGUUAUGUGUGAUUUUUGUACUUUGACCUUUACUGACGAUGACGAGCUGGCGAGUCAUACGAAAUCCGACCACAAUCAGGCUAGUCAAAAGUGUUACGAAUGUACACUUUGUGGGAUCAUGUUUAGCAGUCAACAACGUUAUAACAUGCAUAAGCAAGUAAUUCACCAAAGGAUACAACACAAAUGUUCCAAAUGUUUGCGACAGUUUUACAAAACACAUACAUUUUUGGAACACAAGGCGCAAUGCGUUGGUAGGAUACUUUGCUGCAAAUUCUGUGAUGCAAAAUUCUCAACUGACAAAGCAUUGAGAAAACACCUUCAAAGGAAUCACAAAGUUGUCGAGCAGGCAUCAGAGCCAAACAUAAUUCAAUCCAUCAAAAGCGAGUGCCCGAUUUGCGGGGAAGUGUUUGGUGAUGGGUUUCAGCUUUCCAAACACGUACAAGAAAGCCAUCAGAAGACUGUAUGUACGAUUUGCUUCGAAACGUUCGAUAAUGAUGAUGAACUUUUUAGCCAUAAGCUUACAUCUCACCAAGAGCCAGCGCCCGACACGUUUGAGUGUCCUCAUUGUGCCAAACACUUUCGCUCAUCUGCCUUACUCAAUAGCCAUCAGGAAUCGUGCGGCUCUCGAUGUUUGCGAGAGUGUAAUAUUUGCCAUAAGAAAUAUGUUAAACUUAGUCGGCUUAUAGAACAUACGAGCUCGUGUCAUCCAGAAAUGAUCUACAGUUGUCGCUCUUGCCCGAGAAAGUUCAUCGAAGAGGCGGCUCUUCUCAGGCAUGCGGAUUAUUGUGCGGAGCGGAUAUAUUCCUGCAGUCAGUGUGAUGCCAGUCGGAAGACCUUAGACGAAUUCAAACGCCAUGUUGCGCUGACUGGCCAUGCGGCAGAGCCUGUGAUAGCACCAGAGCUUUUUACCCACACGGAACCUCGCUUCAAGUGUACCCGCUGUCCGAAGACAUUCUUCAUGCGUAGGACAUUGUUGCAACAUUCCCAAAGCCACGAUGAGGAGUACGAAAGGGAGAGGCAUAGGGUGUCGAUGGCCGAUCCCAAGAAUAUAAAGGAAUGCGAAAUAUGUCAUAUCCCGUUUUCCAAUAGACAAAGGCUACGACAUCAUAUGCUUACAGUCCACGAGGAGCCGAAGCACAAGUGUGCAAAAUGUGGAAAAGCAUUCCAUUACAAAGGUGAACUGAACCGCCAUGAGCUAGUUCAUGCGAAAAAUGAAUCGGGCUACUUGCCACCACAGGAGAAGAAACCGAAGACUGCCGUCGAACCAGCGUCAAUACCGACUUGUGAGCAAUGCAACAUUCAAUUCCUGAACAAAAGAAUACGGCAUCAUCAUAUGGUAACAGUGCACUCCGAACCAAAGUUCAAAUGUCCCUACUGUCCAAAAGUGUACUAUUUUCUAAAUACUCUUGAGCGCCACCAAAAAACGCACAGCAAAAUUGGAGCGGAGAAGAUGUGUAAGACUUGUGGGUUACAGUUUGAAACGGCAGCGAAAAAGUGGCGGCAUAUGCUAAAUGUUCAUCAAAUACCACGCUAUCGGUGUCCUGAAUGUGCAGAUCCGUUCAUGUACAAGCGAAGGUUGAGACGCCACAUGAAAAACCGUCAUAAAAAGGAAAUACCUGUGAUGUCGCACGGUCCAUAUUCAAUGCUUUCGAAGAACUGUUCAAAAUGUAAUCUUGAGUUUGCCGACAUGGAUGAAAAGCGUAAGCAUAUGCAGGAAAAUCAUGCGGAAUUAUUGGUUUGGUGUUCUCAAUGUCCGAAAGCGUUUGGCCAUAAGGGUUCUCUGCAGCGCCAUGAGCAACGUGUGCACGGUGCACUGCCAGUUCGCCAAGUGAACGCCAUUCUCGAAGCGAACGCACUUCUCCAACCGAACACGGUGCCUGAUGGUCCAAAAGGGUGUAAUCGCACACAAUGGGCGAAGAACUGUUGGGAUUGUGGACUAAAAUUUACCACCAGUACGCAAAGCAAUGCUCACAUGCGGGAGAAACAUCAGGAUCGACUGUUCAAAUGUUUGGAAUGCCUGAGCACGUUCAUUUACGAGCGAAGUCUCGUACUGCACAAUCGUUCACAUAAUAAAGUACCGCGAACUGUCACUGAAAAGACAUGCUCCAAAUGUGGUGUCAUGUUUCCUACCAAAUCAGAGAAGUAUAAACACAUGAUGGAAGACCAUGCUGAUUCCAUGUAUAAAUGUUCUCAAUGUCCAAAACUAUUUGUCUAUAAAGGCAAACUUGAGAAGCAUGAAAAAACACCUCAUGAUACAAUGGAAGAGAAACCACCCCAGAAACUGGUUGCUGAAACGACAUGCUCCAAAUGCGGUGUCAAGUUUCCUACCAAAUCAGAGAAGUAUAAACACAUGAUGGAAGACCAUGCUGAUUCCAUGUAUAAAUGUUCUCAAUGUCCAAAACUAUUUGUCUAUAAAGCCAAACUUGAGAAGCAUGAAAAAACACCUCAUGAUACAAUGGAAGAGAAACCACCCCAGAAACUGAUUGCUAUAACGGCGUGUUCGAUAUGUGGACUUCAACUUGAAACUCGUCCCAAAAAGAGACAUCAUAUGUUAACGGCCCAUUCAGAACCGAAGUUUGAGUGUUCUCUCUGUGGCAAACAGUUCUAUUACAAGCAAUUGCUAGACCGCCAUGAAACUAGUCACCGGAAACAAAAUAAACGCCUUACUGAUGCAAGUAAAUCUGACGGUAAUAACAUUAACAAUCAUAUUGUUGACGGGUCAUAUGGCAAUACAGCUGCUGGAUUACAGCUUGAAUGCAAAGCUGACGAGUUUAGUGUUCACGAAAAUAGGGCAGAUAUUGCUGUUGAUAAUGAAGCAUACGGUUUCAAACCAGACGAAGAGAAACCUAACGAUAAUAACACAAUAUAAAUCAAGACUGAACCUAACGAUACAACGUAUAUCAUAGUCCCGACACAACCGCAGCUAAUUAAACAAGAAAAUUCGUACAGCUAAAUGUUAGCGCGCAAAUUUGCCAUAUGUGGAAGAAACAAUAAAACUAAACGUAAAAAUUUGGAAA
Messenger RNA from Aedes aegypti (yellow fever mosquito), 4372 nucleotides. RefSeq lists its product as uncharacterized. The transcript has 28 exons. The coding region runs from base 139 to 4224 and encodes 1361 amino acids. The record is from RefSeq and is a predicted model, not a curated record. NCBI's taxonomy places the organism in Eukaryota, Metazoa, Arthropoda, Insecta, Diptera, Culicidae. Gene Ontology annotation, biological process: regulation of transcription by RNA polymerase II. Gene Ontology annotation, molecular function: chromatin insulator sequence binding. Gene Ontology annotation, cellular component: chromosome.